Penicillium soppii is the source of this 1452-nucleotide messenger RNA. RefSeq lists its product as uncharacterized. The transcript has a single exon. The coding region runs from base 1 to 1452 and encodes 483 amino acids. The record is from RefSeq and is a predicted model, not a curated record. NCBI's taxonomy places the organism in Eukaryota, Fungi, Ascomycota, Eurotiomycetes, Eurotiales, Aspergillaceae.
AUGGCCAACGCCCACCUAAAAAAAAGGGUCGCAGUGACCAUCAAAUCCACCAAAACCUCACUCUCAAUAACACUAUCACAUGCAUUGUGGCACCUCCUCCGAAUAUGUCUUUCUUUCACCCUCAUAUUCCUCGAUAACACCAUCCUUGCCCUGGCAGCAUCAAUAGCAUACAUCCGCACAAAUCGUCGCCCAAAGCGAAGUGUCCGCUUCUACCCCCAAACAAUUCUAAUCACCGGCAUAGGCACGCCGCACGGGCUGAAGCUCGCCAGGGCCUGGGCCGCAAAAGGCCACCGCGUCAUCGGCGCAGAUGUUACUGAUCUAGACCUACCAGUUCGCUCUGGCGGGAGCAUGUCGAAAGCUCUAGUGGCUUUCUACCGCAUCCCGAAAGACCACUACAUUCCGCGGCUGCAGGAUGUCAUCAACCGUGAAAAAGUAGAUAUCUGGAUUCCGUGUUCGCCAAAGGCAACAUCGUUCGAAGACGCGACAGCGCGCCAGGUCGUCGAGAGCCGCACAGGCUGCAGAUGCAUUACCUUUGACGCGGACCUGGCUGCCUGUUUCGCUCGCCCGGAGUCUUUCCGGCAGUACGUGGCUGAUAAGGGGUUCCCGGUACUGGAGUACCACAAGGUCCAGUCGCGCGACUCCGUGCACAAGAUUUUGCAUCGCUCGCCGUCGAAAUCGUACCAGAUGGCCAGCGUGACGCCCGCGGCUAGUGAUCGCGCUAUGCUCUUGCCUCGCCGCACACUCAGCAAGACGUAUACUUUGAUUAGCGAGAUUCAGAUCUCGCAGAAUCAGCCCUGGAUCAUGCAGCAGCACUCUCGUCUCGGAGAGCUGUUUGCUGAUCUUCUUGUUGUGCGCGGAAAUGUCCAAGCGAUCAAGGUCCGGCUGUCGGAUUCAAAGUCGAAAUGGGGUUCGUCGCGUCUGGAUGAAGCGCUGGCUGCUGCUGUGCAUAAACUUAUGCAGAGCUUUGCUGUGAAAUGCGGUGUUCGGUUCACCGGUCAUCUGACUGUGCAGCUGAUGAUCGAUGAAGAGUUCGACGCGUAUUCCGUUCGACACCCCAUCUACAUCGCUGGCUGCGAGCCCGGCGCUAGGGCGGCCGAGAGUCUAUUACACGAUGGUGCUUCUCCCAUUGCGGGCUAUUUAUCCGUGCUUCCCUCCAAUCCAGUCGACAUGGCCGACAUUAAAGCAAGAUUGGCCUCGAGUCCGCCGACGAAAUCACUCGCGCGAGCUGCUAUCCUUCCUGCUGCGUUUUUGCAGUUCUCGCUUUUACACUUUGUGCUCACUGUUUUCGAAGUCAUGAAAUCAGAGCUGGUGCACUUGUUGUUUUGGAAAGACCCGCUGUUCUCGAUCCUUGAUCCUGUGCCUUGGUGGUGGCAGGUGCAUGUUUAUCAGCCCUUGCGGGAGAUCUGGGUAUUGGUGAAACAGAUGCGGGAGGCUGGGUUGAAUGGGUAUUGA